AUGGCUGAAACUUUUCCAAAUCAUCAUGUUUCAUUAAAUACUCCAAUUAAAGAAAUAAGGAAUUUAAAUCUUAAUUCUUCACCAACUAAUAAUUAUAAUCAAAAUUAUCAAAAUAAUAGAAAUUUUCAUCAAAAUGAUUUUAAUGGUCAUUUAAAUCAAAGUCAAACACAUCAAGGAAAUAUAUAUCCCAAUAACAUAGACUUUACUUCACCACCAUCAUUGAAUUUUAAUCAACAACAAUUACUAAAUAAUAGAGGUUAUUCAAAUAAAUUAUCGAAUAAUGUUUUAUCAGAAUUAAAUAAUCGUACCAAAAAAAUAUCAACAUUAUCUUCAUCACCAAUAAAAGAAGAUUCAGUUACAUCAAGAAGGAAUAAAAGAUAUAGUGGAGUACAUACCAUGAAAUUUAAUAAAUUAGAAUCUAUACAAAAUCAUUAUUCUGUCCAUCAACAACAACAACAACAACUAAAAUUAAAAACUCCUUCUCCACAAAAAGAUGAAAUGAUCGAAACAGCAAGUAAAAGAAGAAGAACUCUUAAUGGAAAUAAUGAAAUUAUGUCAAUACCAAUAUUAACUGAAUCUAAUAAAUCAUCAAUUAAAGAAAGAGAUGAUAACAUUCGUAAAAUAUCACCAAUUAGAAAAAUAUCACCAAGUAAAAAAGUAAUGAAUUUAAAUUCAAUUUUAACUAGACAAACUACUGAGACUGGAUCUCCAAAUAAGGAAAUGCUGGAACAUCAAUUAUUUGAAAGACAUAAUAAUAAUACCUCACAACAACCUCAAAAAUUACCAACUUUGAAGAAAAGAGCAAGUUCAUUAGAAUUAGCUGGUGUUAUUGCUCCAUCUAGGAUUGAACCAUCAAACUCUAAUAUGGAUUUAGUAUCAUCACCAAUUAAAAACAAUGAACCGUCAAUCAGUUCUCAGACUAACAAUUUCCAACAACAUCAACCAAUACAAUCUAAAAUUCCACAAAUAACAAGAACUCAAUCUCUGAUGUUGAACAAAAAAAAUUCAAUACCUCAAUUACAAAAAAAUUCACUGAUACCUCAAUUACAAAAAAAGACACUGAUUCCACAAUUACAAAGAAAACCAUCAAUACCUCAAUUUCAUACUAACCAAAGAGUUCAAACUCUGUCAAAUAUUAAUGGACAUUUACCUCAUGAACAGUCACACCAAUCUCACGAACAGUCAAAACAACAACAGCAACAACAACCACUUUUGCAGAAAAACACAGCUACUUUAGCAGCACAACAUGUAAUGAAACCACCAACAUCAUAUAACAAAAUUCAAUCACAACCUCCUAAAAACUCACAACCAAAUUUAUCAAAAAUAAGUCCAUCAAAAUCAUUAUCAUCAUUUAAGAAUGUUUUAACAAAUUCAACAAAAUACAACAUCAACAAUGGUGCGAACUUAGGUUCUAAACAAUCAAAUUUAAUUAAAUCAAAAUCUAUAACUAUUCCUCAACCUUUUUCAUUAUAUAAUAAACCAACUAUUUCAUCUUCUCAAAAAUCUUUAAAUAAAUUUGAAAGAUUUAAAGAAAGAUAUGAUUGA
Lodderomyces pseudojiufengensis is the source of this 1545-nucleotide messenger RNA. RefSeq lists its product as uncharacterized. Lineage: Eukaryota; Fungi; Ascomycota; Pichiomycetes; Serinales; Debaryomycetaceae. The record is from RefSeq and is a predicted model, not a curated record. The transcript has a single exon. The coding region runs from base 1 to 1545 and encodes 514 amino acids.